Hydra vulgaris (swiftwater hydra) is the source of this 1778-nucleotide messenger RNA. RefSeq names its product myotubularin-related protein 9. Gene Ontology annotation, cellular component: cytoplasm; membrane. Lineage: Eukaryota; Metazoa; Cnidaria; Hydrozoa; Anthoathecata; Hydridae. Gene Ontology annotation, biological process: negative regulation of autophagy; phosphatidylinositol dephosphorylation. Gene Ontology annotation, molecular function: phosphatidylinositol-3-phosphate phosphatase activity. The record is from RefSeq and is a predicted model, not a curated record.
UUUUAACUGCCCAAAGUUCUCUAUUUAGUUAUAACAAAACAAAUUUAAAUGGAAUUUACAGAAUUAAUUAAGACAUCAAAGGUGGAUAAUGUUGUUUUAUUGAGACAUGGUGUACAACAAAUUACUGGCACAUUAUGUUUGACAAGCCACCACAUUAUUUUUGGUGAUCGUUUUUCUGAGGAAAUUAUGAUUCUCUACUUAUUCAUUGAACAUCUUGAAAAGAUUAUUACACCAAGUAAUUCUUUGUUAACAAUUAUUUGCAAAGAUCUUACAUCAUUUAAACUGAGGAUACCUAAAGAAGAAGAUGCUGUAAAUGUUGUUUUGUCAAUUGAAGCCUUAAGUGCUCUUGAGAGUGCUGCUUCUUACUAUCCGUACUAUGUCAAUAGAAUAAAUUUUAACAUUGAGUCAGAUGGAUGGGCCUUAUUUGAUAUGAAGACUGAGUACUUGAACAUUAUUGGGGAGUUUAAAACAUGGAAAAUAAGUAAUAUAAAUGCAAAGCAUGAGAUAUGUUUGUCUUAUCCUGGCCUAGUAAUUGUGCCUUCAAAUGCUACCAAUGAGAUGAUUAAAAAGUCAGCAAAGUUUCGUCAUGGCGGUCGUUUUCCAGUCCUUUGUUAUUUGCAUUCAAAUGGAGUUCCAUUAAUGCGUUCUUCACAACCUCUGAAUGGUCCAAGUAAUAAGCGAUGUAAAGAGGAUGAAAAACUUCUUUCAUUUCCAAUUUCAGCACAUAUCAAGAAAGGUCAUAUCAUUGAUACCAGGUCUCAACAGGCUGCUUCCAGUCAUCGAAGUAAAGGAGGUGGUUUUGAAGAAAGUGACCAUUAUUCACAAUGGAAACAAACUUACCACAACAUAGAGCCAUAUACUUAUUUGAGUGAAAGCUUAUCAAAGCUUUAUGAUGCAUGCAUAGAUAAAAAAAAUAGUGCAUGGCUCAGUAAGUUGGAAGCAAGUGGUUGGUUAAGUUAUGUACAGUCAGUUUUGAUAGCUGCCUCAAAUACAGCAAGACACUUACAUUAUGAAGCUUCUCCUACAUUGGUUCAUGGAGAAAAAGGUACAGAUUGUACAUUGUUAGUAACAUCAUUAGCACAAAUAUUGCUUGAUUAUCGAUGUCGGACUGUUAUUGGCCUUCAAUCUCUUAUAACUCGAGAAUGGAUUUGGGCAGGCUAUCCAUUUACUGAACGUCACUUAAAAAUAGGUGUUUCCUCAUUCAAGAGGAAAGAACAAGCUCCUGUUUUUCUAAUGUUUCUUGACUGUUUACAUCAGAUAAUGAAUCAGUAUGCUUCAUCAUUUGAAUAUACUGAAGACAUGCUGUUGUUACUUGCUGAACAUGUGUAUGCUUCUCAGUAUGGUACUUUUUUGUUUAAUAAUCAACUGCAGAGAGAACAGUCAAAAGUAACAGAGCGUACAGUAUCACUUUGGUCAUAUAUGAAUCGCCAAGAGAUGAACGGGAUUUUGUAUAAUCCUAUAUAUGAAGAAAACAAAAGUAUUUUAUCCCCAUCUGUUUCUCCGCAGAGCCUGUGGGUGUGGGAAAAGAUGUUUAGAAAGACUUCUUAUGAAUGUAAAUCCGUAAAAGAAGCAUUAGUUAGUGUUAAAAAAGACAACAGUUUGCUUAAAAAAAGUGCAAAGCAGCUUCAGUUGGAUUAUGAACAUCUUAGAGCGCAAUUCGCCGCUGGAUGAUCUUCUCCUAUAGCCUGAAUUUUUAGUGUUUUAGCGUCUUUUAAAAUUAAUGUUAUUGUUUAUUAUUGGCUUCCAUUUAUUAUUUCUUAUCGAAAUAUAAAUAUAUA